CUACAACAGUAAAACAAAGUCUUCUUGAUCUUCUAUCAAAGUGAAAUACGAAAAUGGGGUGCAAUUUUACUCUUUUCUGCUUCUUGGCAGUUAUGCUAAGUGACCACAGAGCUCUGUGUGACUAUGUGGUUGAAGUAAAUCUCAGGUCCUACAACAACCCAGAGAGCAGAGCUGGUAACAAUGGAGAAUGUUGUGAUCCAGCAGAAAACAGCGAUCUUUCGAAUGAUGGAAUAUGCACUGAAGAUGAGCUCUGUGAUAACUUCUUCAUAUCCUGUUUGCGUCCAUUCAAUACUCCACCUACAGAAACAAGUGGAUGCAUCACUCCACCAAUAUUUAUUACAAACAUUCCCGUUAAUGACGAUUCUCUGGAUUUCACCUCAACUGAUUUUGGAGUGCCUAUAAAUCCACUAACAUGGACUGUUAACGGCUCUUGGCAGAAUGGUAUCCAACUGUAUGUUGUAGUGGUUGAUAAAGAUAAUGAUGAUACCCAGGAUCACGUUGAUACAUUCACUAUCGAACUUGGUCUCAACAGAGUAAUGUUCACUAACAUAAAAGGAAAUCAAGAACAUGGAAUGAUCAGUCUAACUGCUGAAGUGUACUGUGAACAAUGUCAAUUCAUUGAUGUGUGUGAAUGUGAUAGUAUCACGUGCAGUGGAAGUGGCGUGUGUGUUAAGAUGAUGAAUAACUAUCCCUGUGUCUGUAAUGGUGAUUUCAUGGGAGACUGUGAGUUGAUAAACUAUUGCUUUGACAACCCUUGCAAUAGAAAUGGAACAUGUAGUAAUGAAGAAUCUUCAUACAUUUGCGACUGUAAUCCUGGAUAUACUGGGUCAAACUGUGAGACAAAUAUUGACGAAUGUGAUGGUCAGAACUGCAGUGGUAAUGGACUGUGUAUGGAUGGAAUCAACUCGUAUGCUUGUGUAUGCAAUGCUGGGUAUACUGGUAAUAAUUGCAGCACGAACAUUGACAAUUGUGAGUUUCAAAAUUGCAGUGGAAAUGGUGAAUGUAUGGAUGAAAUAAACUCGUAUACUUGUGUAUGCAAUGCUGGGUAUACUGGUGUUAAUUGCAGCGCAAACAUUGACGAUUGUGAGUUUCAAAAUUGCAGUGGAAAUGGUGAAUGUAUGUAUGAAAUCAACUCGUAUACUUGUGUAUGCGACGCUGGGUAUACUGGUGUUAAUUGCAGCACAAACAUUGACGAUUGUGAGUUUCAAAAUUGCAGCGGAAGUGGUGAAUGCAUUGAUAAUCUCAAUUCAUAUACCUGUGUCUGCAAUACCGGAUUUACAGGUAUGAACUGUAAAACUAACAUUGAUGAUUGCGUGAAUCAAGAUUGCAAUGGACUCGGUACGUGUAUCGAUGGCGUAAACUCGAUCUCCUGUAACUGUGACUCUCCGUUCACUGGGUCGCUAUGUGAGAGGAUUGAUUAUUGUUAUGGUGUGAAUUGUAACAAAAACGGUCGCUGCAUUAACGAACAUAUUAAUUUCACUUGUAAAUGCAAUCCUGGAUUCACUGGAGAACUGUGUAGUAUGGAUAUGCAAUCAAAUGGAGUGGAUGGAGUUGUCAUUGAGGCACUAGUGGGUGGAUUAACAGCUGCACUUCUUCUGUUAGUGUUGAUCAUCAUCUUGUUGCCAGUGGCCUGUCUUGUAAGGAAAAAGAAAUCUACCCACUUCCCUAAUGGCUGGAUACAUGAAGACAACGAAGCAUACGGUAUCCCCAACAACUCUUUGGAACGAACCACAUCCACAAAGCUAACCAACACGAUGAGAUCAGAGUUUGAGAACACCAAUUUACAGUCGACAGGGGUCAACAAUACUGAUUAUGAAGAGAUUGAACUCACAAGAAUUUCUCAAUGAUAAUUAGAAUUUUUCAAGUCUCAGUGAGGAACUACAUGUACGUUUAUACCACUAUAAUUUUGCACGAUUAUUAGUGCCUUUAAUUUACAGUGCAUCCAGCUUAGAGAGUAGAUUACCACAAAUUUGUGAGUAGUUGUACUUAAAUGUA
Messenger RNA from Halichondria panicea, 1995 nucleotides. Its product is annotated as fibropellin-1-like. Gene Ontology annotation, molecular function: calcium ion binding. The record is from RefSeq and is a predicted model, not a curated record. NCBI's taxonomy places the organism in Eukaryota, Metazoa, Porifera, Demospongiae, Suberitida, Halichondriidae. The coding region runs from base 54 to 1847 and encodes 597 amino acids. The transcript is spliced from 5 exons.